GGUGGGGGCUCUGGGGCCCGCCGCCUGAGGAAGCACCCAGAACCACAGCACAUACGCACAGCCCGAAUCGGCCCAGCGCCAGCCCAAUGGCGGAGGCUCCCAGCCACCCCAGCUCCGAGGAGCAGGAAGAGCUAUUGGCGGAGAAGGAUGCCGGGCUCACCACUCAGCGGAGCGCGGAAGAUGAGGAGGAGGCCGCCCGGGAGCGGCGCCGCCGGGAGAGGGACCGGCAGCUACGGGCCCAAGACAAGGACGGAGGCGGCCAGUCCCCCAAGCUGCCCGAGCAGGAGACCCUCCUCAGCCUGAAGCCCUCAGAGGCUCCAGAACUGGACGAGGAUGAGGGUUUCAGCGACUGGUCCCAGAAGCCGGAGCAGCAACGGCAGCACUGGGGGGCCGGGGAGACCUCCAGCUGCGGGGAGCCCCCUUGGGGCGAGAGUCCGGAGGGGCAGCAGGAGGCGGACAGGUCCCACCAGCAUGCCUGCAGGAGCCAGGAUGGAAAGGAGCAGAGCCCAGCCAGUGUUUGCCUGGAGGCGCUGCGUCUGAGCCCCAGCUCAGAGCUCCAGGAGGGGCCGGCGACAGAGGAGACAGAGCCCAAGAGCCCAGAGGGGACCAUGAAGGGCAGCCUGGGGCCAGCAGAAGCUGAGGAGGCAGAUGAGCAGCACCAGGAACGCCAGCAGCCCAGGACACCCAGCCCCCUGGUCUUGGAGGGCGCUACUGAGCAGGGCUCGCCUCCCCUGAGCCCCAGCACCAAACUCAUCGACAGAACCGAGUCCCUGAACCGCUCCGUCAAGAAGAGUAACAGUGUGAAGAAGUCCCAGCCAGCACUGCCCAUCUCCAAGAUUGAUGAGCGGCUGGAGCAGUACACCCAGGCCAUCGAGACUGCUGGCCGGACCUCCAAGCUAACCCGCCAGCCCUCCAUUGAGCUGCCCAGCAUGGCCGUGGCAAGCACCAAGAGCCGGUGGGAGACAGGAGAGGUGCAGGCUCAGUCCACUGCCAAGGCCCCCUCCUGCAAGGAUAUUGUGGCUGGAGACAUGAGCAAGAAAAGCCUCUGGGAGCAGAAAGGAGGCUCCAAGACAUCAUCGACAGUUAAGAGCACCCCAUCUGGAAAGAGGUACAAGUUCGUGGCCACCGGACAUGGGAAGUAUGAGAAGGUGCUCGUGGACGAGGGCUCGGGGCCCUAGGCAGCCCUUCCUGCUCUCCUGAGACUACGGGUGCCUCUGGCAGCAACCUCCACGCUCGAGGGGGAGAGUCCAGCCUGAUGCCCACCCUGGCCCUGCCAUGGGAGCCACUGCCAUGACCUGCUUGGCCUGCCCGCACCCCUCCAUCAUCCAGCACAAUCGCCACCUCUCUGCUCCUCGACCCCCUUGACCUCUCUCCCCUCCCACUCUCUGACCCCCCACUCUGCCUCUCAUGGCAGGGGCAGGAAAGGGACUGUCACUGGUGAUUGACCCAAGGGGCCACCCCCACAGAGGCCAAGGCUUCCCAAGGAAGGCCCAGGCCGGGCAGAGAGAGAACACCUGCUGGGGAACCUCCAGAUCAAGAGACAGUGAAUCCUGCACCACGUUCUCAGACCCUGCCCCGCCCCCCUCCAACCCCUGCUUGCAGCCUCCUCCUUCUAGUGCAAUAAAGCUCCUCGUAUGUUCCAAA
Messenger RNA from Callorhinus ursinus (northern fur seal), 1644 nucleotides. RefSeq names its product lymphocyte specific protein 1 (gene LSP1). Gene Ontology annotation, molecular function: actin binding. The record is from RefSeq and is a predicted model, not a curated record. Gene Ontology annotation, biological process: signal transduction. NCBI's taxonomy places the organism in Eukaryota, Metazoa, Chordata, Mammalia, Carnivora, Otariidae.